Messenger RNA from Sinocyclocheilus rhinocerous, 3174 nucleotides. It is a transcript of the gene pou2f2b, whose product is annotated as POU class 2 homeobox 2b. Gene Ontology annotation, biological process: regulation of transcription by RNA polymerase II. Gene Ontology annotation, molecular function: DNA-binding transcription factor activity, RNA polymerase II-specific; RNA polymerase II cis-regulatory region sequence-specific DNA binding. Lineage: Eukaryota; Metazoa; Chordata; Actinopteri; Cypriniformes; Cyprinidae. Bases 458 to 2515 code for a protein of 685 amino acids. The record is from RefSeq and is a predicted model, not a curated record. The transcript has 17 exons. Gene Ontology annotation, cellular component: nucleus.
UUGACGUUCGCAAACAUAGUAAAUAUAUGCCUUUGAGUGACAGAAACAUAUAUGUUCGGCAAGCAGAUCGAACAGUUAUACCAAAUACUGUAGCUGAAUACCAAAACGAAUAGACAAACGUGAAAGUAAUAGUAAAAUAACCCACGUUUGUCUUGUUUUAAUCCGUCUAUCCGCCUGUGUGUGCGCCCGCUGGGAAAAUACAGUCGGGCUGCGCGCGUCUGCGUAUCUAUGCAUGUAGAUCAAAAGUAAACUACAAGCGAAAAAGGAAUGGUUUUUAUUUAAAAAAAAUGUAACUGGAAAACCCGCGCAUAAACGCAAUUUUAUGAAUAACAAGGUAUUGUGUCGAAAACGCCUGGAACCAAAGUGAGAUAAAGCAUCUUGCCACAACUGCUAAAAUUGCAAAGAAAAAUCAACAGCAAAAAGAACAUCUGAUAAGAACCAGACAAGAAGACGGAUCAUGUUUGUUCCUUUGCCGGUGCCGUUUGUCUUGCCGAGAACUGCCUCUGAUCUCCACGCCUGGCGCCUCAAGUCGCCGCUGGCUCUGUGCUCUCACUCCGAUAUCAGAAUGUCAAAGCCAAUAGAGGUUGAGAAUCCAGCGGCAGACUCUCCGAUGGAGAGCACAGCCUCCGAAAGAAAUGGCUCAGAUUCAAAUAAUCAGCUUCAGCCAAUGAAAAUCAGCCCUUUCUCUCUUUCUCCCACACUGAGCAGCAGCACCAAGACUAAGGUGGAGGAUUGUGGUGAGAUGUCUCGCGCUGCUGUACAAACUCCACCUGCUCAGACGCCCCUUCCCCACACACAGCUGAUGCUAACGGGUGGUCAGCUCGCAGGGUUGACUGCACUUUUGCCAGCACAGCAACAGCUGCUCUUACAGCAGGCGCAGCUCCUCGCUGCAGCUGUGCAGCAGUCGCAUGUGGCCCACGCGGCCAAUCAACAGCAAGCCCAGCAGCAGGCAGCUCAGCCGCAGUCACAGGGCCAAUCGCAGAGCACACAGGAACAAAACGCCGCCCCUGUCCUACCGCCUCCUCCUCACCAGCUUCCUCUUUCUCAGCCAAUCCAGCUCACUGCGCAGGACAUUCAGCAGUUGUUGCAGCUGCAGCAGUUAGUCCUCGUUCCUGGACACACUCUGCCUUCACCCGCACAGUUUCUUUUACCACAAACACAGCAAGGGCAGCAAGGGCUGCUAUCAACGCCAAAUCUAAUAUCACUACCUCAGCAAAACCAAGGAAGCCUGCUGGCCGCUCCACACAGACUUAGUCUUCAAGCACAGAGGGAGAAGGUUGCAGAGAGCAGCGUGAACACAGUGACUCCGGUGACCACUCAUCCCGAAGAGCCCAGUGAUCUGGAGGAACUGGAGCAAUUUGCCCGCACAUUCAAACAGAGAAGGAUCAAACUGGGCUUCACACAGGGUGAUGUGGGAUUGGCCAUGGGGAAGCUCUAUGGGAACGAUUUCAGUCAGACCACCAUCUCUCGAUUUGAGGCGCUCAAUCUCAGCUUCAAGAACAUGUGCAAACUUAAACCUCUGUUGGAGAAGUGGCUGACUGACGCAGAAACAAUGACGAUGGACAGCAUCUUGCCAAGUCCCAGUGCUCUUUCCUCUCCCUUGCUGGGGUUUGAGGGCCUGCCUGGCCGCCGUAGGAAGAAACGCACCAGCAUUGAGACCAACAUCCGCGUCGCUCUGGAACGCAGCUUCAUCACGAACCAGAAGCCUGCCUCAGAGGAGAUCCUGCUCAUCGCCGAAAAGCUCAACAUGGAGAAGGAGGUGAUCCGCGUCUGGUUCUGCAACCGCCGACAGAAAGAGAAACGUAUUAACCCCUCCAGUGCCACCCCUCCCUUGCCCAGCCAACCCCAGCCCACCUUGCACAAACCCCUCUGCUACAGCCCGCACAUGAUGCCCAGUCAGGGACCAUCGCAGACAGUGAGCAGUCUCGGUACAGCAGUGACCACUAUGUCAUCAGUUUGCCCUUUGACCCCAAGCGGACCCUCCUUAAGCUCUGCACCAUCUCCUGUAACCCCGCCUCCCCGCAGUGAUGCCAGCCCCGCCCCUCCGACUCACAGUACACUAAGUCUGAACACAGGUUCAUGGCAUAAAAAGAAUGGUGACGUUUCUAACUACAUCAAUGACUUUGCUGCACAUUUGAGGAAUACGAUGAGGGGAGUUAACACAGGAAUGAACCAAGCUCUUCUUGUCAGCAACCCGCUUGCUACUAUCCAAGCUCUAGCAGCCAGUGGUGGCCAGCUGCCCAUUUCCAGUCUUGAGGGCAGCAGCAAGGUGUUAAUUGGUGGUUCUGGAGGCCAAGGAGCAGGUCUCCCCUCUUCCCUCUUUCUCAACCACUCCUCUUUGUUGCCCAUGGCAACAGGCACCGGCAUGGGAUUGGGCAGUUCAGCUCUUGCCAGAACCUCAUUUCCUGUCACAGGCGGCAUGAGUCCCUCCCCUUGCUCGAGCCCCGUCUCUUCCUGCUCUUCCGGCGAUUUGCUACACAGCCCACACUCGAUUGGAGGGGCUAAAAUCGAGUGACGUUGCCCAAGGCCAAUCACAGGAGGAGGAGAAGGAGGAGAUGAAACCUUACCUGUCAACCAAAGCAUCUCUUGAUCCCCUCACUCCCUUUCGUUUCCUCUUGUUCACAGUCUCUCUCUUCCGCUGUCCCGCUCUACUGAUGCCAAAAAUAUACAGAGUAAAAGAGGGGAGAGAUGGAGAGAUGGAGUGGAAGCAGGAAGGAAGAGGAGAGGAGGGAAAACGAAACCAAAAAAAAACCAUGCGGCUUAGCUGGACGCAGCCAAAUACAUAAAUAAAACGAGAAUAAUAAACUAUGUAGUGCAGUAAGAAGAGGACAAAAAGAGAUCCUUGAGCACCAAAAACAACAAAGAGAACAAACUUUACUGUGUGUUAAAGAACGCUUUGAAGCAUACAUGUGGAGUACUGAAUACCAAAAAGUAUAAUGGAACUUUGAGAGUCUCACUAUGACAAAAAAAUACAAGCAUACCAAAAUCUCAAAUACCAAAAACAAACACCAAAAAUACGGAUGGAAAAGCUUUAUCCAAAGGACCUGUAAAUAGCCAACCGUCCAGGACCAGAUCCAGUGACAACAAUCCAGCCAUCUCUGAGCUCAUCAACUUAUCUGCCAUGCAAUCACAUCAUGUUUUUUAUGAUUUAAUUUUAAAUAUGAACGAGCCGGA